UUCAAACUUUCAGAACGUGCCACCAUCAUCGGCUACCCAGUGCACAGUCGAUCUUAAACACCAGCGCCAUGAGAUUGCAGUGAUCUGCCGGUGCAGAAAACAAAAUUAAAGAAAAAAUAUUCAUCGAGACCUAACUAAAACCACAAACGUGUUUAAGAUUUCUUAUCAGUGCGAGAGUUCGUUGGUAUAUUAUCGGACGAAGACAGCAAAAAGGUAUCUCUUCCUGAAAGAGUAAUACAAAAAACUAAAGCAACACCAACGAAAUAAAAACAUUAUGAAAGUCGAAGCUACAGCAUUGAUCGUGGCCUUGCUCCAUUGCACGAUCUCGUUGGCCUAUGGAUCUAAGAUACUUGCACUCGUACCACAUCCCGGCAAAAGUCACUUUGACUUUUUUCGUCCACUAUUCCGAGGACUGGCAGCUGUUGGCCAUGAUGUGACCGUCAUAAGUUAUUUUCCAAAUAAAGAACCAAUUGCCAACUAUACGGAUGUUACACUAUCUGGAAUGUCAAUUAUUGCCAAUAAUAUUGACUUGAAGAUUUUUGAAAACGAACAGGAUCUCAUUGACUUCAAAGUGCCAACAUUCUUCAUGCUUUACGGAUGGGGCUUAGAAGGAUGUGAGGCAGCUUUCAACUCCAAAGCCAUAAAAGACCUUCUGGCCAAGAAGGAGCACUACGAUGUGGUGCUUAUUGAACAAUUUAGCAAUGAUUGCAUGAUGGCUGUGGCGCAUGUGCUGCAAGCACCUGUGGUGGCCUUGAGUAGCUGUGCUAUAAUGCCAUGGCACUAUAAGCGAAUGGGAAGCCCAUUUAUUCCAUCUUUUAUGCCUGUCAAUUUCCUACCACAUACUGACGAAAUGACGUUCUUUCAGCGAUUGAAUAAUUUCUUCCAUUACCAUGCUAUGAAUUUUUUAUACGAUCAAAUUACACAAAAGGCUACUAAUGAGAUGAUUAGAAAGUACUUGGGCGACUCUAUUCCUCCAAUCGAGGAACUCGUGCUGAAUACAAAUGUUAUGCUGAUAAAUCAGCAUUAUUCUUUAACGGGAUCAGUACCGUAUGCUCCUGGAAUAGUCGAAAUCGGUGGAUUACAAAUUCAAGCUCCAUCUCCUCUAGACCAAGAUCUCAAGGCAUUAUUAGAUAGAUCACACAAAGGUGUCAUUUACAUCAGCUGGGGUUCAAUGAUUCGACCUGAAACGUUAUCUCCAGAUCGAAGGGAAGCACUGCUAAGGGCUCUUUCACAGUUUGAUGAGACAAUUCUAAUGAAAUGGUCGAACGAAACACUAUUAAACCGUCCAAAGAAUGUUUUCGUGCGUCAAUGGAUGCCUCAGAGGGAGAUUCUUUGUCAUCCGAAUGUUAAGGUCUUUCUUACCCAUGGAGGCUUGCUUGGCACAUCGGAAUCUUGUCAUUGUGGAGUUCCUAUGGUUGUAACGCCAAUUUACGGUGAUCAAUUUCUCAAUUCAGCAGCGAUACAGAGACGACAGAUUGGCACAAUUUUGAAAUAUAAAGACAUGAAUGAAGAAGCUAUUGUCAAAGCUAUUAAGUCAGCUUUAAGUCCAGAAAUGCAGCAAAAUGCAAAAACCAUUGCCAUUUCAUUUAAUAACCGUCCACAGACACCUCUAAAUCUAGCAAUUUGGUGGGUUGAACAUGUUAUUCAGAAUAAAGGACUUUCUUUAGCGACAAACGAAUCAUCAAAUAUGUCAGCAAUUAUUUACAAUUCUUUAGAUAUUUAUGCAUUUUUCUUAGUUUUAAUUUUAGUUUUAGUUUGGAUAAAUAAAAAAAUUGCAAACUUUGUUUUAUCUCUUUGUAAGAGUGGUAAAACGAAACGUGAAUAAAAUAUGUACAAAAUAG
Messenger RNA from Episyrphus balteatus (marmalade hoverfly), 1841 nucleotides. RefSeq names its product UDP-glycosyltransferase UGT5-like. NCBI's taxonomy places the organism in Eukaryota, Metazoa, Arthropoda, Insecta, Diptera, Syrphidae. Gene Ontology annotation, molecular function: UDP-glycosyltransferase activity. The transcript has 6 exons. Bases 275 to 1825 code for a protein of 516 amino acids. The record is from RefSeq and is a predicted model, not a curated record.